Molecule: messenger RNA, 1289 nt
Organism: Pseudoliparis swirei
Lineage: Eukaryota; Metazoa; Chordata; Actinopteri; Perciformes; Liparidae
Gene: chac1
Product: ChaC, cation transport regulator homolog 1 (E. coli)
Exons: 3
Coding region: 515-1105 (196 amino acids)
Biological process (GO): glutathione catabolic process
Cellular component (GO): cytoplasm
Molecular function (GO): glutathione specific gamma-glutamylcyclotransferase activity; gamma-glutamylcyclotransferase activity
Source: RefSeq, a predicted model, not a curated record
AGGUUAAAGCAUUCAAUUAAUCGCUUCUGGGCCGGGAGAAGAUCAACGACAGGGUGUGCGAACACCAUCACCACCUUAAAAACCUCGGUCUUUUAUAUUCGACAGCUUAAUUAGUCCCCCGGUCGGCGAAGCUGCUGUCCGAAACGGGGCUUUAAACCCCCCAAAAAAAUCGUUUUCCAUUGGUUCUCAGGCCGAAGCGGCUGCCAUGGAUUUUUAAGGCGUAAUGCGGCUCCUCUAAUGCAACGGCAAUGCAUAGUGCAAGACAAAACCGACUGCGAACUUCCAUCUUCGCCACUGCUAAGCAGUUGGGCUCCAGUACCGUCCGCGGUAUCCCUGCGAGCCAACCGGUCCCGCUGCUCCUGGACCGGCGGAAGCUAACGCUAGCUAAGCUAGUCGCCCGAGCUAACGAAAUAGCGAUUUUUAUCUUUUGAACACGAGAUUCACCCGAUUUAUCUGAACGUCGUCAACGCUUAUUGAUCAGAAGAAGAAGAAAACAAAUAAACGAACAACCAAAAUGAAGCCUCAAGACAUCGUCGCCGGGAAGGCCAGCAGCCUGUGGAUCUUCGGCUACGGGUCUCUGGUGUGGAAGCCGGACUUCGAGUACCGGAGGAGCCACGUCGGCUCCAUCCGAGGCUACAAGAGACGCUUCUGGCACGGAGACAACUUCCACCGCGGGGACGACGAGUUGCCCGGAAGAGUGGUGACGCUGAUUGAAGAUGAUGACGCGCGCACUUGGGGCGUGGCGUUCGAGGUGACCGGCGCCGAAGUCGAGGAGUCCCUGAAGUACCUCAACGUGCGCGAGACGGUCCGCGGCGGCUACGUCACCAAGACGGUGGAGUUCUUCCCCGACGGCGAGAAGCAGCCCUCGGUUCCGGCGCUGGUGUACAUCGCCACCGAAGACAACGCCCUCUACCUGGGGCCCGCCAGCCCCGAGACCAUCGGCGUCCAGAUCGCCGUGUGCUGCGGGAAGACGGGCCACAACCUGGAGUAUCUGCUCCGGCUGGCCGAGUUCAUGAGGAGCAGCUGCCCCCACGUGGAAGACCACCACCUGUUCGCCAUCGAGGCCGCGGCGCUGAACGUGGUGUCCUACCUGUUGGCGGCCUAGUAGCUCGUAACCUUUGUUAUCGCACUAUUUUUAUAGUGGAUAAACGCAAUACACACACACUAAGGCGUUCCUCACGGCAUGCCCCUCCACCUGUUUAAUGUUGUGACAUCUAGCGUCGCACCACCAGUCACUGUAUUUGAAUCCAUCAAACUACUAACGUGUCAAUAAAAGGGGAGUCUCGAUA